Molecule: messenger RNA, 5148 nt
Organism: Colossoma macropomum (tambaqui)
Lineage: Eukaryota; Metazoa; Chordata; Actinopteri; Characiformes; Serrasalmidae
Gene: anks1ab
Product: ankyrin repeat and sterile alpha motif domain containing 1Ab
Exons: 13
Coding region: 327-2051 (574 amino acids)
Cellular component (GO): cytosol
Molecular function (GO): protein binding
Source: RefSeq, a predicted model, not a curated record
GAAACGGCUGUUUAAAAAACUCUAGGAGUUUCUCAGCAAGGGGGAGGGCAGCAGGACGCAAACUGUGGGUGGACCCUGAUAAAAGAGUCAAAGCUGGCGACCUUAGUGUUUAAAAACAUUGCAAGCAACUGUGCACAGACUGGACUUUAAAGGGGCUUAAUGGUCCCUCUAUAAUUCCCCAGAUAAUACAGGCUUACGCUGAUAACGACAGGACCAGGACCGUCUGUCUGGUGAUCGGAGGUAAAGAGGAUUUGCUCCACAGCAGGGGCCUCUGACCAGACCCCAUCACUGCCAUUUCUGCUGCAUAUUCCGGCCUUAUUGCAGCCAUGUCUGCUCUGCUGCUGGACGCUGACUCCAACCGUGCCACAUCUCUGGACCUGGCCGAAGAUGAAGCUGUGCGCUCACCCGAGCUACCCUCUCAGGCCAGAAGGAGGCCACCUGGGCACCUGAAGUUGACCCGCAGCCUCUCCAAGUCAGACUCGGACCUGCUGGUGUCGCCCUAUUGUGAGGAGGACGGGGCACUGGGUGGACGGAGUGAGUCGCUGGCCAGCUGCAAGGCAGAGAGGAAGCCAAUGGAGCGGCUGCCCUCAUUCACAUCUGAGUGGGAUGAGAUUGAGAAGAUCAUGACAUUAAUUGAUGCAGGCAUCGAACUCUCCAAGGAACAUCAGCCAGCAUCCACAGAUGCAGCAGGGAGCCGGGUGCUGGAGCAGUCGGUGGGAGAGUGGCUGGAGCACGUGGGCUUCCCUCAGUACGAGAGCAAGCUGCUGCUCAACGGAUUCGACGACCUGCGCUUCAUGGGUAGCAAUGUCAUGGAAGAUGAAGACCUUAGGGAAAUUGGCAUCACAGACCCGGGCCAUCGGAAGAAAAUUCUUCACGCAGCAAAGAGCCUACCGAAGGUGAAAGCUCUAGGUUGUGAUGGCAGUACCUCACUAGCCUCCUGGCUGGAGAACUUAGGUCUUGGGGAGUAUCUCCACAACUUCCUGUCCAGUGGCUACCGCACCCUGGAGUGUGUGAAGAACCUAUGGGAGCUGGAGAUUGUCAAUGUGUUAAAAAUUGGCCCGCUUGGCCACAGGAAGAGAAUCAUUGCUUCCAUAGCGGAGCGACCAUAUGAGGAGGCACCUUCAAAGUCCAACCGCUUUGCCCAGCUCAAGAUUCAGGACCUCUUGUCCCAGAACCCCCCUCUUGGUUACAUGGACCCAUAUACGAGUCGUUCCAUGGACAUGCUGCUGCCCCUGGGUGAAUAUGGGAGGAGAAGCAGAGCGCUGGAUCAGGAGUGCAGUGUCUCGCUCCGCUCCUACAGUGAGAGGCCGCGCUCACAUGAUCGUCAUACAGAUCGGCACAGGGAGUCCCGGCUAAACCUGCGGCCCACGAGCCAGUCUGCCUCCUAUGCCACUGUCUCUACGUGGCACCACCAUCCUGAGAAACUCAUCACAGAGGCUUGUUGCUAUGAAGCUAGUUAUCUGGGUUCUGUGAUUAUCAGAGACCUGCGAGGUAUUGAGUCUACUCAGGAGGCCUGUGCGAGAAUACGGAAAUCAAAAGACCAUCGGAAAGGCCCCGUCGUAAUCCUGUCCAUCACUUACAGGGGAGUCAAGUUUAUCGAUGCAGCCACUAAGGCCAUUGUGGCAGAGCACGAGAUCCAGAACAUCUCCUGUGCUGCCCAGGACCCUGAUGAUCUCCGCACCUUCGCCUACAUCACAAAAGAUCUGAAGUCUGGGCACCACUUCUGUCAUGUCUUCACCACAGUGGAAGUGACGCAGACCUAUGAGAUCAUUCUGACUCUAGGACAGGCGUUUGAGGUGGCCUAUCAGAUGGCUCUUCAGGCACAGAAGGCCCGGCGUCACAGUUCCUACGCUGGUCCAGUCUCUGAGGUCAUAGAGACCAAGACCAGCAGACCGACUUCUCAGUAUCGGAACAGCAUGCGUCGGUCGAUGAUGGACCCCGCAGAGCAGGAGACGGACGUGCAGUCCUUGGGCAGCACCAGCUGGCUCUUCGACCCCCGUGACUCCUCGAGGCCGCCCAGCAGCGCCAAGUACGAGACCACCAUAUUCUGAAGCGGGGGUACAGCCCUAAAACCCCAGCCCCACAUCCGCCACACCCCCUUCCAACUUGACCCCUUCCCCUUGCCCCCUGAGAAAACUUUAUUGCCCUGUGCCUUCUCACUGUGAUUUGUAGCCUCCCUCAGGGCAAGAUCUAUUCCCUGCACUCCCCCCAAACCUCCCAGCCCUCGCCUGUGUAGCCCUCUACUUCCACUUCCUCUUCUCCAUGUUGAACUGGGUGCUGGAUUUCCUGGACCCUGCCCUCCAGGUGCCCUCCUUGAAUUCUCCCGUCUCGAUCUGACGGCCUGCGCAAUUGCCUCUGAAUGGUUUAGCCUGAUUUCUAUCACAGUGCUGAAUGUUUACGGUCCAACCUCUCAUAUCAGUGGGUUUUGCCGCUGUGAAGCCUCUGAGCACAAACUGAAUUAUAGCUGUUUAUCAAGUCUUCUCAUAUAGUUCAGAGACCUGUAGCAUUUAUAUCUUUACUCUUUUUUUUUUGGCUGACAUGAACCAAACUAUGUUAGCGACGCAAGCAUUUUUCAGAUCAGCACAGCAAUACUGUCAUGACCAGUGUUGAACAUUGUUGCCAGUUCAUUACCAUUUCUAGAUGCGAUGUACAACAAAUUCCCUUUCGCACUAUAUAUUCUUUCUAGCUUGACCCACAUUUCCGUAGCCUUUAUUUUUCUUCACCAGUGUGCUUUUCUGUAUUCCCAAUUCACACCCAGUGCUUCCUCUGUCUUACCAGGCAUCUGCAGCUGUGAGGGCCUCUGAAGAGCACCUAUUCCAGUUUUGCACAGAAGUGUAGUCUGGGAUUUGAAACGCAAUAAUGAGUAAAGAGGGAAUCAGGGCACAGGCUUAGUAGAGUUCCGCCCCAAAACGGCACUAAACGUCCAAAACCAGAUACUCCACUGUUACGUUCCUGUAAAUCUUUAACAUGCAAAAUCAUGACAAUGUUGUUGGCUGCAUUGAUCAUCCCUUGUUUUUUCCCCUCCUUACUUUAGCCUAUAUGUAGCAUCACCAGGGCUAUGACUAAGUGUGGUAAAUUGCAGCAUGAAUUUUGAAUUAACUACGGUUAAUUUCUUGAAGAGUUCCAAGUGAAAAUCGUGAGCAGUUUUGUAUUUGUAUUCUUACAUUGUAACAUCACUUAGUAAAUACAGUAUUUGUGUAUAUCUGUUCAAGCUCGUUUUGAUUGCUGGUUUGUUUUUGUAAGUAUGACCUGCUUACCUCAGUCGGAGAUGUUGACAACACAGGCGUUCGUAGGAGACAAAGUGUCUCACAAUUCAAAUAACAGUAAACGCUUAGGCCUGCUUUGAGGUUAAAAGGAUCCAACCAUGGACUCAAUUAUGCACCAUAUGAGGGAAUUGGAACAGUAGCAGGAUGGGGGAUCAAGAGGAAGAUAGUCAAAACACAAUGGAGUGGUUCUUAUCAGCUCUUAUUCUGCCUACUGCUUGCCUUUAUGCGAAUGAAAUACAAAUCAACUCCGAUUCAUUGGAGGAAUGAAGGAUGGGCUACUUUUUCCCUUCAGUCUUCAGUUUUAUUCAGUCUGCAUUUUAUUUUUGAAGCUUCCUUGAUAAGAGAUGCUCCAAUGGUUGUUUCUUACAGACAGAUUGCCCUCUAAACAAGCAGCGUUUGAAAUAUUUCAGGUUUCUAGUCAUCUUUUGUUGUAUGUUUCUCACUGUGAAUGUUCUGUGUAUGGUGGGCUGUCAGUCAUGCUCAAGUUGCACUGCUUGUCUCUGCUGACUCCUGUUCCUAAGGUCGACUGUUAAAACCGUGCUGGUUCCUCUGUGACCAUGUUGCACAUCCUCAGCCUCCUGACCAUUACAUCCACACGCUGUCACUUGCCAUUAGCCUCUCGUUUGUUUGCCAUUGUUGGUUUGCUCUCGUUUCAAAAUCUGCCGCUCAUUGACCACCGCUGUCCCAUAUCAAAUCAGACCAUCACAUCGUACUAAAUGUUAGCUUUGUAUGUUUUGCUUGAGACUGUUCAUUUUAGCAAUAUUUUUAAAUCUUCUUCGAUUUUGUACCAUACUGCUAGAAUUAGUUUAAGCAAAAGACAUAAGAUCCAGUUGGCUAAAGAGAAAACUUUCUGAACUCAAAUAUAUUUCUUCCCGUGUAGCUGACUCCGCCUUUCAAGUUUCCGGACACCAAGGUGUGAAUAGAAGGGGAAUCAGGUGAAACGUUACGUGUGAGUGACAGAUCGAGAUGUCAAUCAUUCAGUGGCCCUAAAUUGCGGCAUGAAGAGAACAAUCCCGUACUGUGAUUACUCCUAUUAUGAGCUUAGACAAGGUCACAACUUGGAGGAUUUGCUUGAGAGAAGGGCCUGUGCGCAUCACGACUAAUGUUACACAGCCACAGCAUGCUAGUCUUUUAUAUGUUUGAAUAAACUCACUAUUUACUUGACUAUUUAACAGCAAGAACAAGAGAGACCAUCUCCGAGAGGUCGGCAACUUGGAAUUUUGUGGAAAACUGUGAAAAACUGGAGUAGCAUCCUAGUACUGAGCACUGUGUGAACAACUAACAUUUUUAAAGUCCCAUCCCCGACGCCCUCCCCCAGCCUGGGGUUUAUUUAGACAUGUGGAACUCCUGGACAUGAAGACUGACUGCAGCAAGACAAUGUACAUUUAGGCUAAUGGCACUGAACGUAGAUUCGCCUCACUUUUACAACAAGGGAGUUAACAUUCUGUUCACUAUAGGGCAGCUUUUAGUAUUGCUUGGAUGGCUUAUGUGACCUUAGAGGCAGAGCCAGUCAAAGUGCUAUGAGUAUGCCUGGAAAAAGAACACCUAUAUCAGAAAUGAUAAGCAAAAAUAAACCUGAUUUACCUUUGUAAAUCAGAACACUGCAUCUAAAAAAUGACUAUCGGAAAUAAAUUGACUUUGAUUAAAUACUCACACUGUGAAAAGGGAGGAAGGCAGCACAUUUAUAACUUUCACAUUAGCAAGUUGUGUUAUUUAUGCUUAAGUGGAGCAUUUCACUAAUUUCUAAGCCAAAAAAAGCCCCCGUCUUCAUAAUCACUUGCACUGUUCUAUACCAGUUGCACUUACAUGUUAACACUUUUCUCUCCUAAAGCCUGAGACAUCUUAUUUUGUUUGCACUGAGUAUUUGGGUAUGAUGUUAAGA